Molecule: messenger RNA, 1500 nt
Organism: Xenia sp. Carnegie-2017
Lineage: Eukaryota; Metazoa; Cnidaria; Anthozoa; Malacalcyonacea; Xeniidae
Exons: 5
Coding region: 133-1284 (383 amino acids)
Biological process (GO): interstrand cross-link repair
Cellular component (GO): Fanconi anaemia nuclear complex
Source: RefSeq, a predicted model, not a curated record
UAACGAAGGAAGGAGAUUUUCUGUUUGUGAUAGGUAGUGGGGCUGUUGUUUUUACCUAAACUUUUCGUAACAAUUUUAUUUGCACAAAAAAUUAUUGAUUUCAACGUUAAUUUACAGAUAAUUCUCCUAGUUAUGGAAGAGGUAAAGAAAAACAUAAAAACAUUUCUUAAAAUACUUGAAAUUGGAAAAAGUGGAUCUGUGAUAUCCUGGGACGAGUCCAAUUUUCAACGUGCACAAAAAUGGGCCCAGUAUUGUGAAGAGGUGUUUAAAAAGUUGAGGAAUAAACCAUCAAUUGCAACAUCCCUGUCAGAUUAUAUCAGCAAAAACCAGAUGUGUACCUUGGGUCAAGUCAGAAAUUCCAUCACUGAUUUUAAUGAUUUACAAAAUUCAAAAGAAAUUCUACACAAUAUCUUACUAUGCAAUCCUCACUUAUCUUCAGAGCAAUUUUCUCAUGUUCUUCAAAUGUAUGAUGUUGAAUUUUCAAAGUUAGAUGACCAAAAGUUGAAGAGAAUUAUUCAAGACACAUAUUUUAUAAGCAAUUCCAGAGGAACAUUUCACACUUUAUCAAGCAUUAAAGACUGUUUAUCUACUAAAAAUAGCACUGCUGAAGAUAUUUGCUCAAAUACUUGUGCCAAAUUGCUGUGUCAGAAGCUUGGAGAUACCUUAGGCAGAAAGAGAGAAAGCGAAUACGACUACGAUUCAGGGAAAGAGCUGCUCUCAGUAGUUGCUUUCAAUGAGAAAGGCAUGGAAAUUAUUGUCAGAUUAUUAAUUCAUUUGCUGGAAGGAACUCUUCCUCCCGAUGAUACAAAAUCAAACGUGGAAUAUACGAAAGAUUGCAUAUGCCAGUGGAUUUUUGACAAUUGUAAAGAAAAGAAUGAUAACUAUGAAAAAAUUUGGCAAUGCCCGCGAACGUUACUUUUUCAACUAUCUACAUUAGAUUUGACGUUUUGUCAACGCUACUUAGAUUUUUUGCAUUUCUGUGGAGAUGUUUUGCUUGGAAUCAAUAGCUUCGGGAACGCAAUCGCAAUGAAGGACUGUAUGAGUUAUAAAGAUAGUUACCAAUCGAUUGUUGAGCAAAUUCAGUCGCUGCUACAAGGAUCCAAAGACACAGCAAAAUUAUGUAAAGAGCAAAUGGAACUUUGGUUUUCAAGUACUUCACUGUCAGAACACUCAAAAGAAUCGCAACAUAGCAAAGAACUUCGAUCAAACUUUUGGAGUAACAUUUAUAGCCAAACUUUCCUAUCAUUUGAACGAACAGCCAAACCUUCCUAUCAUAUGAAGUGACACACUACAAAAUGAGACUAACACCGUGUGUUGGAAUUUUCAUUUUCUUCUUCACUAAGGAUGACUAUAAAUACUGGUGAAACUUAUCAUAUAAUAAAUAACUACAAAAUACUAAAAUUGCUCUCAGUAUAUGUUGCGAAGACAUUUCUAAAAUUGUAGCAUUACGUAUUUCAUUUUAUAUUUUGUGCUGGAGUCGAAUAGCAAAACUUCUUUUCA